Caenorhabditis briggsae is the source of this 984-nucleotide messenger RNA. RefSeq names its product Protein CBR-SAEG-2 (gene Cbr-saeg-2). Gene Ontology annotation, cellular component: nucleus. The transcript is spliced from 6 exons. NCBI's taxonomy places the organism in Eukaryota, Metazoa, Nematoda, Chromadorea, Rhabditida, Rhabditidae. Gene Ontology annotation, molecular function: DNA binding; nucleosome binding. The record is from RefSeq and is a predicted model, not a curated record. Bases 1 to 984 code for a protein of 327 amino acids.
AUGUUCGACCGAAUGACUGGCAAUGGUAAUGGAAAUAAGAUGAAUAUGCGCAUUUCCAUCUUGGACGAGUUGCUCAAUCGGGAAAUGGACGGAAGCAGUGAUGGGUCGUCAGCCAGAGUCAAUUCGCUGAAGCACGUGAUCAAGAGAAAUAAAAUGGAUAUGGCUGACGAUGCACCAUCUUCUCUAGAUCUCAUGAGACGAAUAUUUCAAGCCGAAAUCUCUCGAGAAAUUCAUCAGAUCAUGGAAAGGCAUACGAGAACUACACUCUGGCCAGCCAUCGAGAAUUUGAGAAAGAACGGACACGUUGUAGAUGAAUCGGUACUGAAUGGAUUGUACUGUAACAUUCUGGAGGCAGCGAAGAAACUGUAUCAGACGAAGGAGGAUGAGCCAACGCCACCACCAACUAAUGGAAACGGAUUCUUGGAUAUUGGUCUUGGUGUGGGGAUUCAAGAUCAGGACAGCCAUGACAAUAAUUUGAAAAGAGGAUACGAGUCAGACAGCUCUGAUGUGUCUGGAGUCAGUCAUUGCUCUGACGCAAAACGUCGUCGUGGAAGGCCACGAAAAGACGAAGAGGCAUAUCGACUGGAAAUGACGCCACCGACAAUGAACGAGGUUAUUAGAUGGAAUCCGGACCGCAUUGAUAUGAACACUCGUUUUGUGACUGCAACGAAGAUCGCGCAAGUGCUGGGAAUGCCACCGUCGAUUCUGUUCAACAAAUAUCCACGGAUGUUUAGAUACUCGUGCGACGAAGACGAUAAGAACAUUCUUCACGAUCAAAACCGGCUGAUUCGGGCACCUGGUAGAUGCUAUCUACUCGCUGCUGAAGACGCCCGUCAACUCGUGUCCCCUAACUAUUUUCAAGACAUCCUCAAUGCAUCAUUCCUCAUCUCUGAACCACUGCUUUCAAAAAUUCGAAACAAAGCUGCAGCCACCUAUGAUAAGUACAAAGUGUUUCUCCCUCAACAACAGUCCAGUUUCAUCUAA